AAAAUCUAUAUAUUAUAUUAAAAAAAGAAAGUGAGUAAUAUAAAUAGGCCAUGGCUUUCCUCAACUAACCCGGGCAGCUCCAAUUUUUCUAGUAUUUGUUUUGGUUUGAAAGGAGAACAGUAAGGAUUCAUAGUUUAUUGAUUUAUCUAGUCUACUUCAUAUCUUAAAUCCCUAUCACAUCUGCUUCCUCUUCUCCGUUUUGUUUUUAUUUCCCGUUCGAUUACAUAUGCAUCUAUUUUCAUCAACCUCAACUCAACACUAGAAAGAGCUAGCGGCAGCGGCACGCAUGAAAGGAAAGACAGUUGAUCGUUGCGAGGCAGGGAAGAGAGAGGGCAUGAUCAAACACAGAAGGCGGAAACGCAGAGACUAGCAAUCUUAGACAAUCGCUGAAUGAAAAAUAAUACGCCAAACGCCAUUACCUGACUUCAGUUUUCUCUCUCUUUAUGUUAUUGUGUGAAGCCAAAAAUAACGGCAGUACUGGCACACGCAGAAGUUGUUCAUACAUGUCCCUUCACAGCUCAUUAAAACCCAUAACACAGCCUGUCCUCUUCUUCCCCUUGAAACCCAUUUUCUCUUCUUUUCACUCCCUCCAUUCUCCACUCUUUCACCCUUCUCUUCCCCUCCACCGCCGUCCACGAUGGCCUCGCAUGGACUCUUCCACCUCCCACCACCACAGCAACCAAAGCAAGACAAAGCUCAUCGUCAUCAUGGGCGCCACCGGCACCGGAAAGUCCCGCCUCUCCAUCGACUUGUCCAGCCAUUUCCCUCACUCUCAAAUCAUAAACUCAGAUAAAAUGCAACUUUACAAGGGCUUAGAUAUAACCACCAACAAGAUCCCUCUCCACGAGAGGAAAGGGGUUCCACACUUUCUACUGGGCGACUUCGACUCAAUCGACGCCGACGUGACCGCCUCGGAGUUCCGUUCUGCGGCGGGUUUAACCAUCGCCAACAUUGAUUCGAGCGGGAACUUGCCAAUUCUUGUUGGUGGCUCCAACUCUUUUAUUCAUGCUCUCCUUGUUGAAACCUUUAAUCCUGAAGUGGACGUGUUUUCCGGGUCGGGCUCAGUGAGUCACGUGUUGAGGUAUGACUGUUGCUUUCUUUGGGUUGACGUGGCGUGGUCGGUACUGUGUGACUAUUUGUGCAAACGAGUCGAUGAAAUGCUUGACUCCGGGAUGUUCGAAGAGUUGGCUCAGUUCUAUAACCCGGCAAAAGAGGAUGUCCUGAUCGGGUUAAGAAAAGCAAUCGGAGUGCCCGAAUUCGAUGGCUAUUUUAGGAAAUACUCUCCGCGGGAAAGCCAAGAAAACGGCGUGGUUCCCAAGGACGGGUGUGAUCCGGCGCGGAGGGAGGCGUACGAAGAAGCCGUGAGAGAGAUCAAAGAUAACACGUGUCGAUUAGCAAAGAGGCAGAUAGGAAAGAUCCUGCGGCUGAAAGGGGCUGGGUGGGACCUAAGGAGAUUAGAUGCAACGGCGACGUUUGCAGCGCUGAUGAAGAAAAAGAAGUCAUCGUCGGCGGAUUUAGGAUGGAUGGAUAUUUGGGAAAGGGAAGUGAUGGAACCAAGCGUGAAGAUCGUGAAGCGAUUUUUGGAGGAGUAGGUUUUCCAGCUAAUUUAUUCUUUGUUCGUUGACAAAACAGAACUCUCUCUCUCUCUCUCUCUCUCUCUCUCUGUGCACACAUGAAAAUGUUGAAAUGGGAUUAGCCAGAAGGGACGACCAAUUUUGAACCAAUUAGGUCGUACAAAGUGCCAGUGGUGGGCUUGGAUUUGGACUUUGGCCGGGUGGCGUGGUGAAGAGGUAUACAGAAAGAAAAAUACCAAAACGAAAGAAAUUUUGUACGUAAACAAAAUUUUCUGAAUUUUUCUUCUGUCUUUUUUCUUUCUUGUAAUAUUAAAAUAUUUUACUGCUUAAAAUAGUGUAAAUCGGAAUGACAUCGGCGCCUUGUGUCGUUGAGGAGAGUGUGGAAUUGGAAGAGCACAAACACAAUUCAAAUGGGAAACUCUUUGAAAGCAAAAAGGGGGUUCAUUUGAUGAGAAUGGUACAAAAAUUGCCUUUUCUGUUCGUUUUGGGCCUUAUUUUUAAUUAUUAUUAUUCGAAGACACGACACGUUUUGCUAGACAUGUCCUGAACUCCUGAUAUAAGGUUCCCUUCACCCUUUUUUUUAUUAUUAUUAUUUUUUUGGUUUUUGGGAUUUUUAGGCAACCGAAAAACAUUUUGUCUGUUCUUUCACAAUUGCUUCUUGCUUUUUUUUCACAACUUCUGGAUUCUACUAACCCUUCCUACAGUUUUUCAUAACGAUUUUACCAGAAAUUUCUAAUCCUUUGAAAAAGUGGGUUCUGUGGAAGUGGAAUAAAUUGAUCAAUCACGGAUAUUUGUCUGGAUUGCACAAUAUAAAUCUUUUAGGUAUCUCCACGGACGAUGUUCAUGGGCGGCGAAAAACUAAAGUUACAACAAAGCUAUUCUUUCCUGAACACCCAGCACAUAUUCAGAUUCAGUGUCUUUCACUUAGUUCUUGCAGUCCAUGACAAAAGGCCGAGAAGAGGUAUACCUUUUUAACUCGAAAAAGGUUGAUGUAUUCCUUCAGAAAUUUGGAAUCGUUUUUUGAAUUGUUCUAAACAUCAGUCACAGGAAUCAAAUUACCAUGCUUUAAUCGUGCUUUAAUCAUUCUACACUUAGGUUGACUAUCUGCUUAAUCUGUCUCCAGAUCUGUUCACUAUUGCUUUCCUUUUACUUGAAUUGCCUUUUGUUUUGCUUGUUUUAAAUCAAAUAGAUGUAAGCUCCCCAGGCCAGUCUUAAUAUAACAGAGAGUAGAGUUUAGCAAUUUCCCACGGAAAUUCAUUCCACCAAUCCUCGACUCCCUUUUUGCAGCUGACAGUGUUGUAAGACCUGCCUCCACACUGCCUUAGAAUAGCUACACAUAAAGAAGGUGUAAUUCUUACAUUCAUCAUCCUGUUUACACAAUACACAGCACCCAUCAGUUGCAAUCUUCCCUCCAUUCAACCUGUCUUUAGUGGGGAGCCCAUUAAGAAUGGCCAUCCAUGCAGUAAUUGCAUGCUUAGGUAUAUGUGGCUUACACCAGACAAGACUAUGCCAACUAACUUUCUCUUGUUUAGGUCUUAAUCCUUCCAUUCAGCUCCGGUAGGAUAGUUGAAGCAACCUUCCGCUGACAUUAAAAUCCUGAUACUCCAACUACUGCUUUGAGGGAUUGCCACAUCCCAUAUGCUUCUCCCUUUGGCCACAUAGUUCUGUGUCCUUGCUUUCCAACUUCAUCAUGCGUGUGCAAGUAGAGACCAUAAAUGCUUGAUUAUACGAGCUUCGUACCAUGUUGAGAUAUCCUUCAGUCUCAACCCCCCUUCUGACUGGGACUACAAAUGAUUUGCCAUUUGAUUCUAGCCCCUUAUGUGUGUGCCCGGCUGUCCUUUCCGGAAAUAGCUUGAGGAUAGCUAAGUAACUU
Messenger RNA from Durio zibethinus, 3447 nucleotides. The record is from RefSeq and is a predicted model, not a curated record. NCBI's taxonomy places the organism in Eukaryota, Viridiplantae, Streptophyta, Magnoliopsida, Malvales, Malvaceae.